This is a messenger RNA of Alternaria atra, 2049 nucleotides long. RefSeq lists its product as uncharacterized. Lineage: Eukaryota; Fungi; Ascomycota; Dothideomycetes; Pleosporales; Pleosporaceae. The record is from RefSeq and is a predicted model, not a curated record. Gene Ontology annotation, cellular component: mediator complex. The transcript has a single exon. Gene Ontology annotation, biological process: regulation of transcription by RNA polymerase II. Gene Ontology annotation, molecular function: transcription coregulator activity. The coding region runs from base 1 to 2049 and encodes 682 amino acids.
AUGGCUACCCCAACGCCCAAAGACAAAGAAACGCCCUCGAAAAACCUCCAUGCCUUCUCCUCCCCCGCCCCGCGCAGCGUCCCUCCCUCCGGAAAUGUCAACAUGAUGUCGUACGAUUCGCCCGCGGUGCUUAAUAUGCUCAACGACGUGGCCAGCUCGGGCAUGGGAGGAGUAGGCAUGGGCAUCACCAUGAGCGGGCUAGGCAUGUCCAGCUUAGGCAUGAGCGCAAGCGCCAUGGGACGCGCCGAUGAGGCAGAGAGAAGUCGCCGACUACGCGCAAUCAUAGACUUGAUCGGCAAGAAGCCCGGGCGCGUCAGCGAAGAGGGUCUGCUGGCGCUAUGCAAGCGGAUGGGCAUACCGUGCGAGAAGCACAUGGAUGAGGCAGGCACCUGGAGUCUCUUGAUCGGCGACGAAGCACUAUGCGACGUGACCUUCAAGAAUGACGAGAUCGCGAGCGUCAAUCUCCAGACUGGUCUGGACGAAUCAAGACCCGACCUCAACUUUGGCGCGGCGGGUUCUGCGAUCCUUGUGCGUAGCUUGAAACCCCUGCCAGGUCAGAGUAAACUGAACGUCACGCUCGAACGUUUCUCAGAGAGCUUGGAGAAACUGCUUACCCUCGAUAAGCUGGGCUCGCCGCAGAACGGAGGAGUUAGCUGUUACAAUGCCAUUGCGGGUGUCUAUACAAGCCUCCAGAAGCUCUUUGAACAUGAAAAGAAGACGGAGCUCGCGAACAGAACGCCGGAUGAACGAUUCAGGACACACAAGGCUGAGCGCGAGGUUCUCUGCAAGAAGAGUGGACGGCCCAGGCUUAACGGCGGAUCGUGUCUGGGUUUGAGCCUCGAAUACUGGAUGGAUGGGCGAGCGCAAAUAGACCCGCCCGUAGAGUCUGCCUCAUACCCAGAAGACGCCGACAAGAGCCGAAAUAAGAUGUAUUCCCUAACCAUCGAGUGCGAAUCCUCACCCUCGACCCUCUACACGCCCAUCCGCAUAUCCGACGACUGGAUCAGCGACCGCAUCGACAAGUCUGCUGACACGGCCAAUGACGCCAACAUCUCUCUCGACAACAUGCUCAUGAACACGUCGUCGUCGAUAGACUGGCUCGACCCGAAACCAACCUACCUCGAACCUCCCGAGCAGACCGCCGACGACGCAAUGAACCUCGACUCCGCAGCUGGCCGCCUCCCCAACGUCCGAUUCGUCGCAAAGUUCAACCCCCCACUCGUCGUGCCCUUCGCCGUACACAUGCAACUCUACCAGCUCGUUGGUAUCGAGCCGCGCACCGACGAUUUCCGUCCUACGACGUUCGCUGGGCUGGCGCUGAGGCCUGGCGAGCUUGACCCGGGUAUGUCUGGCACCACGGGCGAUCGCACACACGAGAUACGCAGCUCGAGGACGGUUUUGGUAAUAGACGGAGAGGGCAAGGAGCAGGACAGACAACAUGAUAUGAGUUUGUAUAUUCCGAAACUGGAGUAUAGUCGUAUGUUGGAGAGCUUGCCGUUUAGCCACCCGAAACAGCUUGUCGAAAUCCUGCCGGUGCUGAGACAGUAUGCUCAUGCUACAAGUCUGCUCAGAGAUUGUUUCUACAAGGAACCGGAGAAGAGUAUUCCAACACACAGGCUAGGCCAGCAGAUUACGCCGCCACGAACACCAUUGAAGAAGGAGGUGGAAGUAGUGGCGCAGGGUGGUGACCUGCCACCUAUUCAACUCGACGUUAAUCUAAGUUACACGCCGCCUGCUCCUCGCUUCACGCUGCAUAUUCCUCAUCCUUCUGCUGGGGAUGGCGCAGACGCUGUCGAUGAGCUACUGGCUAACCUCGGCGAUAAGGAAAUAUAUCACGCGCCCCUUGCAGUGGCAAUCGAUAUCCAUCCCAAUGGCGAAUUAGUCGUUACCGAACAGAACGUUGUCAAAGACGUCUCUGAUGUGGAGCAGAGUUCGGAGCAGUCACACAAAGUAAAGAGGCUGGCUAAGGUGUUGGAUGUUGCUGAUGAUUUGGGCGUGUGGGGAGAGUGGUUGAGACAGGAGGUUGUGAGGAAUGAAAAGGAGAGUUAG